UAGGGCCGCCGUCGACCGCAGAACCAAAACGAAGCGAGAGAGAGAGAGAGAGAGAGAGAGAGAGAGAAAGCGAGCGAGCCGAAGCAAAGAGUGGAGAAGGCAAGGAUGUCGUCGAAAUCGGUGAUCGAGCACGAGGUGGUGGCGAACCACGACGCCCUCCGCUUCGGGUUGCACGCCGUCAAGGGCGACGUUGUCGGAUCCCAUCCCCUCCAAUCCCUUCGCGAAUCCACGGGUAAAAUUUGGGAGGAGAAGAAGCGGAUGGGGUUGGACCUUACCUACGGAACGGCUUUCAAUCUGAGGAGAGAUCUCGAUGCCCAAAUUCUCUCCAGAUUCCAAAGACCUCCUGGAGCAUUGCCCUCUUCCAUGCUAGGAUUUGAGGCUCUCACUGGUGGCUUGGAUGAUUUUGCUUUUGAAGAUUACCUUAACUUGCCACAGGACUCGGAAACAUUCAAGCCACUGGACAUGCAUCACGGGAUGGAAGUUCGCCUUGGCAUAUCAAAAGGACCUGUUUGUCCAAGUUUCAUCUGAAGUUAUUGUUCUAUGUUGGGUGACACUGGCAACAUUUGCUUCAUGAAACAUGUUAUGAGACGUCAUUUGAUAUUUUGAACUUGUUCGACAGUGACAUUGAGAUUUAUCUAAAUGUACUUGAACAAGUGAAAUGAUGAAUCAGGACUUCUUGCGCUUGCAUUA
Musa acuminata AAA Group (dessert banana) is the source of this 690-nucleotide messenger RNA. Its product is annotated as cyclin-B1-2-like. Gene Ontology annotation, biological process: proteasome assembly. The record is from RefSeq and is a predicted model, not a curated record. Gene Ontology annotation, cellular component: cytoplasm; nucleus. NCBI's taxonomy places the organism in Eukaryota, Viridiplantae, Streptophyta, Magnoliopsida, Zingiberales, Musaceae. The transcript has 4 exons. Bases 106 to 528 code for a protein of 140 amino acids.